Dioscorea cayenensis subsp. rotundata (Guinea yam) is the source of this 841-nucleotide messenger RNA. RefSeq names its product transcription factor HHO3-like. Gene Ontology annotation, biological process: regulation of DNA-templated transcription. The record is from RefSeq and is a predicted model, not a curated record. NCBI's taxonomy places the organism in Eukaryota, Viridiplantae, Streptophyta, Magnoliopsida, Dioscoreales, Dioscoreaceae. Gene Ontology annotation, molecular function: DNA-binding transcription factor activity; DNA binding. Bases 6 to 737 code for a protein of 243 amino acids. The transcript is spliced from 4 exons.
AAGAAAUGGUUCCUUUAGAGGAAGAGAAGACCAAGAGCACAAUGGAAUACAUAGAAGCUCUAGAAGAAGAAAGACGCAAGAUGGAAGUAUUCCAUAGAGAACUUCCUCUUUGUGUCCAACUUGUAACUCAAGCAAUUGAGAGUAUAAAAAAUGGAGAAGAUUGCCCGGUAAAGUCCGGGGAGGUGUUGCCGACACCGGUGUUGGAGGAGUUUAUACCGUUGAAGCCGAGCUUGAGUUCUUUUGAUGGAGAGGAUCGGCAGAGAUGUCAUGAGACGACAAUGGAGGAGAAGCCGGAUUGGCUUCGGUCGGUGCAGUUGUGGAGCCAAGAGCCAGAGCCGGAGUUGGAGUUAGAGAAAAAAGAAGGUGGGCAAUCUCCGACACAGAGGAAGGCGAGGAGAAGUUGGUCCCCGGAGCUGCAUCGGAAGUUCUUGCAUGCUCUCGAACAGCUCGGGGGAUCUCAUGUGGCAACGCCUAAGCAGAUUAGAGAAAUUAUGAAGGUGGAUGGACUCACAAAUGAUGAAGUAAAGAGCCACUUACAGAAAUAUCGAUUGCACACAAAAAGGUCGGCUCCUGCAGUACCGAUUAGUGGUAACAGCAGUGCGCAAACACCGCAUUUCAUGGUUGUCAGCGGCAUUUGGGUACAACCGAUAGAAUUCGCGUCCACAACACUUAAUGGCACAACUUCAUCUUCCUCUCAAAUGACAACAGUUUCUCCGGCCGAUGAACCGAAAUCAUAGAAUGUUUGCCACUAAAUUAUUAUUGUUUGAGAUGAAAUGUAAACAUAGACUUUGCUUUUGCUAGUUUUCAUCUAAUAAAGUAUUCACCAACUCAAGCUUAUCUA